Messenger RNA from Cylicostephanus goldi, 714 nucleotides. The record is from the annotation of a GenBank genome assembly. NCBI's taxonomy places the organism in Eukaryota, Metazoa, Nematoda, Chromadorea, Rhabditida, Strongylidae.
AUGUUGUAUCCGUUCGCUGUUGUAAGAAGCCGUUUACAACUUCAGAAACAACAUGCAGUCUACAAAAACACUCUGGAUGCAUUUGUGAAUAUAUCUAAAAAGGAAGGGAUACGUGGGCUAUUCAGGGGAUUCUGGGUGACAGUACCGCAACUAAGCACUUCGCUUAUCUAUUCUACAGUGUACGAGAAGUUUCGAUCAAUUCUAAAUCGAGAUUUUGGUAUUUACUCUGUCGCUGGUGUAUCUAGUCUAGCUGGCGGUGCCGCUAGCUUUUGUUCUCAGUCUAUAUUUGUCCCUACUGACAUUAUUGCGCAAUAUAUGAUGAUAUAUUACAAAGCCGAUAAAUUUGUUGCCGGGAGUGACAGAGGAGUUCUCAACUAUGUACUGAACGAAAAGAAUCCGCGGCUUACGCUAGGCUUACGUUUUAUCAGAGCUAUCUACAAAGUUGAUGGGCUCAGGGGAUUUUAUCGAGGGUUUUUCGCUUCUGCCAUGGUUGCUACUCCAUCAUGCUUAGUCUUCUGGCCUGUGUAUUAUUGGAUCCAAGACUUGUUCAACUGGAUACGCAAGAAAACUACUGAAAGGCCGGGAAUUCUCCUCUUUGAUCAGGCGGUGGCCGCUACCUUUGGUGGUGCUGUUUCUUCUAUCUGUACUAAUCCUAUGGAGAUGCUGCGCAUCCGACUGCAGGUAAAACUAGUACAGAGCGUUAACAUUUUGUAA